Messenger RNA from Nycticebus coucang (slow loris), 1800 nucleotides. Its product is annotated as 3-phosphoinositide-dependent protein kinase 1-like. NCBI's taxonomy places the organism in Eukaryota, Metazoa, Chordata, Mammalia, Primates, Lorisidae. The record is from RefSeq and is a predicted model, not a curated record. Gene Ontology annotation, biological process: peptidyl-serine phosphorylation; intracellular signal transduction. Gene Ontology annotation, molecular function: ATP binding; protein serine/threonine kinase activity.
AUGUCCCUGCCCCAGUCCCCAUCAGCGGUGAGCACUGAGUCCCGCGCGGUUCCUGGCGUUCCCGGUGGUGAGAGAAGACAGGACCCCACCAUGGACGGCGCCACAGCCGAGUGCCUGCCGGGCGCUAGCUCCCUACAGCAGGCUUCCCAGCCACUCCCGCCACCACUGCCCGAGAAGAAACGGCCCCAAGACUUCCAGUUUGGGAAAAUUCUUGGCGAAGGUUCUUUUUCGACAGUUGUCCUGGCUCGAGAACUGGCAACCUCCAGGGAAUAUGCUAUUAAAAUUCUAGAGAAAAAGCAUAUUAUCAAAGAGAACAAGGUACCGUAUGUAACCACAGAGCGAGAUGUGAUGUCGCGCCUGGAUCAUCCCUUCUUUGUGAAGCUUUACUUCACGUUUCAGGAUGAAAAAAAGCUGUAUUUUGGCCUUAGUUAUGCCCAAAACGGAGCACUUCUUAAAUACCUUCGCAAAAUUGGUUCACUCGAUGAGACCUGCGCUCGAUUCUACACCGCUGAGAUCGUGGCCGCCCUAGAGUACUUGCACAGCAAGGGCAUUAUUCACAGGGACUUGAAACCAGAAAACAUUCUGUUAAAUGCAGAUAUGCAUAUCCAGAUCACAGAUUUUGGAACGGCGAAAGUAUUGUCUCCAGAGAGCAAAGAAGUCAGGGCCUACUCGUUCGUAGGAACGGCACAAUUCGUUUCUCCUGAGCUGCUCACAGAGAAAUCAGCCUGUAAAAGUUCAGAUCUUUGGGCUCUUGGAUGCAUCCUAUACCAGUUUGUGGCAGGCUUCCCACCGUUCCGAGCCGGAAAUGAAUAUCUUGUAUUUCAGAAGAUCAUGAAAUUGGAAUAUGACUUUCCAGAAAAAUUCUUCCCAAAGGCAAGAGAUCUCGUGGAAAAACUUCUGGUUUUAGAUGCCACGAAGCGGUUAGGCUGUGAAGAGAUGGAAGGGUACGGACCGCUUAAAGCUCAUCCAUUCUUUGAGUCCAUUACGUGGGAGACCCUGCACCUGCAGACACCCCCGAAGCUCACCACUUACUUACCAGGCGCGUUGGAAGACAUCGAGGAGGACUACGGCAACUACGACAACGUCCUGAGCCAGUUUGGCGGCAUACAGGUGUCAUCGUCCUCCUCCCGCACCUUUUCUCGUCAGGAUGCCAGAAGGCCCCAGAGGUCCCGCUGCAGCAUAGAACGGUACAUCCACAUUUUGGACACUAAUUCUCUAGAACUGGACUUACGGUUUUCCGAAGAGGAGAAGAGGUUACUAUUGGAGAAGCAGGCAGGUGGAAACCCUUGGCAUCGGUUUGUAGAAAAUAAUUUAAUACUAAAAAUGGGUCCAGUGGAUAAGCGAAGGGGCCUGUUUGCACGACGACGACAGUUAUUGCUCACAGAAGGGCCACAUUUAUAUUAUGUGGAUCCUGUCAACAAAGUCCUGAAAGGUGAAAUUCCGUGGUCGCAAGAACUCCGACCAGAGGCCAAGAAUUUUAAAACUUUCUUUGUUCAUACGCCUAACAGGACAUAUUAUCCAUGUGCCCUUGUCUCCGUGGGGACCCAGCUCUGUGCAAGUCAGCCCAGUUCUACCCAGACUAGUGGACAGAUCUGGUGUUACCAGCUUCUCGCAUCAAAUGUGGUCACUGUCAGCUCAGACUGCCCACUGUGCCUUGCUUUACUCUAGGGACCCAGAGGAAGACAGGUAUUGAGGAGUUUUCUCCCCAUCUCCUGUGACACCAGCCAGGGCGGUGAGCAGUCCCUGUGUGGAAGGCCUCUACACCUCAGUGAGUGGCACUGCAGAGUGGCUACCAUUUAG